Messenger RNA from Xenopus tropicalis (tropical clawed frog), 5433 nucleotides. It is a transcript of the gene a2mb, whose product is annotated as alpha-2-macroglobulin B. Gene Ontology annotation, molecular function: endopeptidase inhibitor activity. The record is from RefSeq and is a predicted model, not a curated record. Lineage: Eukaryota; Metazoa; Chordata; Amphibia; Anura; Pipidae. Gene Ontology annotation, cellular component: extracellular region. Bases 38 to 4486 code for a protein of 1482 amino acids. The transcript is spliced from 36 exons.
UCUCCUCCUCAUUCAGCCCAAGCACCCAGCCAGGAACAUGUGGAGCUGCGCUCUUACCCUGUGCCUGCUACUCACUGCCUUCCCUGGGGGGGACCCCGCACCUCCUGAUCCACAGUACCUGCUGCUGGUACCCACGGUCCUGCAUGGGGCAAGUGAGGAGAAGUUCUGCCUGCUGCUCUCCCAUCUCAAUGAGACCGUUACAAUGACACUGACUCUCUACCUUCCGACACAGAAUCACACCCUGUUGGAGAAGCAGGUCACAGAGAAAGAAGAGGAUGGCUGUGUCACGUUUAUGACUCCCAAGCUGGAGGUGGCAGCAGUCGCCAUUCUCACUCUGGACGUUCAAGGAGACGCCUUACACUUUAAAUCUCAGAGAAAAAUCCUGAUCAAACCUCUGCAGAACCCUGUGUUUAUUCAAACUGACAAACCCAUCUACAAACCUGGGCAGAAAGUUCAGUUCCGCAUUGCAAGCCUGGAUGAGAACUUUCACCCUGUAUCUGAGAAGUUUCCUGCAGUUUAUAUUACGGACCCACAGGGCAACCGGAUAAGCCAGUGGCUGAAUGUGGAGCUCAAGAAAGGGCUUACCCAGGAAUCCUUUCAGCUCAGCUCUGAGCCCACCCUUGGGAUAUACAAACUGACGGUAGGAAGAGAGAAAAGUGCCCCUGUUACUCACAGCUUCAGCGUGGAGGAAUACGUUCUACCAAAAUAUGAGGUUCAAGUCAAACUCCCGCCAGUUGUUGGGAUCAUGGAUAAGGGAAUAAAGGUGACAGUGUGUGGCAGAUAUACAUAUGGAAAGCCGGUGUUGGGAAGGAUCAAGGUCCGAGUGUGCAGAAAGUUCUCUGACCGUUACAAUUUAUGUAAAGGGGAAGAAGACGGGGUGUGCGAGGAGAUUAACCAUCGUGCCGGUCCUAAUGGCUGUUUUUCAGAAGUGGUGAGCACCAGAAUGUUUCAGAUGAGGCGCUCAGGUUAUGAGGAUAAAAUCAGAGCUUCAGCCACAAUCAUAGAAGAUGGGACAGGUGUGGAAUUAACUGCAGCAGUUUCUUCAGAGAUUAAGAAAACCCUGGCUAAGGUGUCUUUCAGGCACCUUGACUCCCACUACAGGAAAGGCCUCCCCUUGUUUGGACAGUUAUUUCUGGAGGAUGCGUCUGGAAACCCAAUGGCCAAUGAGACAGUGGUGAUCUUUGUAGGUUAUGGAACCAAUUUCACCUACACCACUGGGCAGGAUGGAACAGCAGAGUUCUUGAUUGACACCAGCAAUGUCCAGAAGUCAUCGCUUCAGAUCAGGGCCAGAUAUAAGGAAGGAGAAUCCUGCUACCAAUACAGGUGGGUGAGUGUAUCCUAUCAGGGGGAUGAGAGGAGUGUUAAAGAGUUCUACUCAAGAGCCAAGAGCUAUCUAAAAAUCCAGCCCAUCUACAAGAUUCUAGAGUGCCAAAAGCAAGAGAAGGUCAUUGUCCAUUUUAUUCUAUCGGCUGAGGGUGUUGGAGAGACAACAAAUGCAGUUUUUCACUACCUGGUCAUGUCGAAGGGAGGCAUCGCAGGACAUGGGAGACAUGAGAUUGAGAUCUCGCCAAAUCAAAAUGCAAGUGGGACCUUCUGGUUUCGCCUCACCGCCGGUACAGAUAUUGCACCUUCUGCCAACUUCUUGGUCUACCUGAUCCUGGAGAGUGGGGAGGUCAUUGCCGACAGUAUCAGCCUCAAGGUGGAAAAAUGCUUUGGGAACAAGGUGGAGCUUUCAUUUUCCCCCAGUGAAGCCCUUCCAGGUGCUCCGGCUGAUCUCCACCUGCUCACGGCCCCUUCAUCCCUGUGUGCAUUGAGAGCCGUAGAUGAGAGCGUUCUGAUUCUGAAACCAGAGGCUGAACUUUCCGCACAAACGAUAUACAACUUGCUGCCGCUACAAGACCUCAGUGGAUAUAUUCAUGAUGGAAACUUUCUUGAAGAGCUUUGGGACGACCCUUGCAUAAAAAUGGAGCCCCUCUUUAUAAAUGGCAUCUAUUACAUGCCAACAAAUCCAGAAUGGGACACAGACACCUACACAAUCUUAAAGAACCUGGGCCUGAAGGUUUUCACUAACGCCAGGAUAAGGCCCCCACUUGUAUGUGGACCUCGGAGUUUUUAUGAACAUUACGGUACAGGUGGACCUUUUGCAGUUCCAAUGAGUCUGUCAGCGGGAAUGGGUGUGCAAGCGGGAAUGGGUGUGCAAGCGGGAAUGAGUGGGGCAGGUUUGCACAUCGGAAGGAACAUUCCGGUGGCUGAGCCUGUGAUCGAGACUGUGAGAAAAUAUUUCCCUGAGACUUGGCUCUGGCAAUUGGUUGAAACUGAUGCUGAUGGGAAAGCUGAUCUGGCAGUGACUGUCCCAGACACCAUAACGACUUGGAAAGCCGGAAUGUUCUGUACCUCACAGGGUGCCGGGUUUGGUCUUUCUGAAACUAUAUCCCUGGUAGCUUUCCAGCCCUUCUUCCUUGAACUUACCCUGCCGUAUUCUGCUAUUAGAGGAGAAAUAUUUACCCUCAAGGCUACAGUGUUUAAUUACCUCUCACAGACCAUAAGGGUGGGUAUUUUACUUGAAGACUCAAACCAGUUCUUGGCUAAACCCACAAAGGUGCAGGAAGAUGGUUACUGUGUCACAGCAAAUGGGCAAGUCACGCUGUCGUGGGAGGUGACCCUUAAGUCUUUAGGGGAAGUGAACUUUACAAUGAGUGCAGAGACCCUGAAUGGAGAAGGCCUGUGUGAGAAUGAGAUUGUUAGCCCAGCACAGGGAAGGAAAGAUACCAUCACUAAACAUAUCAUUGUAGAGCCAGAGGGAGUGAAAAAGGAGGAGACACAUAGCACCAUGAUCUGUGGGAAAGGUUCUGAAAUUACUGAGAAUAUUCCUCUCAAACUCCCAGAGAAGGUUGUAGAGGGAUCAGCGCGGGCCUAUUUCUCUGCCGUCGGUGAUAUUCUAGGCACAGCCAUGCAGAACUUGGGGAACCUCGUUCAGAUGCCGUACGGUUGUGGAGAGCAGAAUAUGGUUCUCUUCACCCCAAUUAUCUACAUCUCGGAAUAUCUGAACAAAACGAAUCAGCUGACUCCAGAAAUGAAAUCAAAAACCCUCAGCUACAUGAGCACUGGCUACCAGAAGCAGCUUUCAUACAAACACCCCGAUGGAUCUUACAGUGCAUUUGGACAACGCUAUGGAGAGGGCAAUACCUGGCUGACUGCAUUUACUAUGAAGUCUUUUGCCCGAGCUCGCGCUCACAUUUAUAUUGAGGAGAAACUGAUCACGGGAGCUCUUCUGUGGCUCUCCAUCCGGCAAAAGCCCAACGGCUGUUUCCAUAGUGUCGGCAAACUCUUCAACAAUGCCAUGAAGGGAGGAGUAGAUGAUGAAGUGACAUUGGCUGCCUACAUAACGAUUGCUCUUCUGGAAUAUCCGCUCCCUGUCACACAUCCUACUGUCCGAAAUGCUCUCUUCUGCCUGGAGAGUGCUUUGGGAGGCAAGAACGGCAUCUACACCAAGGCCUUAAUGGCUUACGCUUUCACUCUUGCUGGAAGGAUGGACAUCCGCCGUCAGCUCCUACAGUCAUUGGAUGAACAGGCCAUAAAGAAGGAUGGCACAGUUCAUUUGCAUCGUCCAGAGUUUUCUGAUGAUUCGGGGGUGGAUAGGUUUCCUUACAGACGCGCCCCCUCAGCAGAAGUAGAGAUGAAUUCUUAUAUGUUACUGGCUCUCUUGUCCAAACAUAAUGUCUCAGAUGAAGAUCUGACCUUGGCCACCCAGGUUGUCUCCUGGAUGAUAAAGCAGCAGAACCCUAAUGGUGGCUUCUCCUCAACUCAGGACACAGUUGUGGCGCUUCAGGCUCUUUCUCUCUAUGGGUCUCUCACUCUCAGCCAUGAUGCCAUGAGAACGGUUUCACUUUCUUUGGACAAAACUCCAGUUGCAGAGUUCCAUGUAGAGGAUUCAAACCGGUUGCUUCUCCAACGUAUUGCCCUGAAGGAAGUCCCAGGGGAUUAUUUGGCUACAGUCAGUGGGUCAGGGUGUCUGUACCUACAGACGACCCUGAGAUAUAAUGUUCCCAUUCCCAAGGAAGAUGCGCCUUUCACAAUAUCAGUAACCACUGACCCUGAGACCUGCGACCGGAAAUCCUUGAAAACAUUUACCAUAGUAGCCAAUGUAAGCUACGUUGGCAAGAGGUUGAACUCAAACAUGGCUGUAGUGGAAGUAAAACUCCCAUCAGGAUACAUCCCGAUUAAGCCUUCUGUCAAAAAGAUGACCGCUUCAAACAGACUCAUUCAAAGAGCAGAAGCCCACGCUAAUGAGGUCAUAGUCUACUUUGAGUCGCUCUUCAAAGAUAUUCAGAGUUUUAGGUUCUCGGUGGAGCAGGAAAUUCCCAUCGGUAACCUGCAGCCAGCCACUGUUGUUGUCUACGAUUACUACGAGACAGAUGAUUUGGCCAUCACCAAGUAUGAUGCCCCCUGCAGCGCAAAAGAUGGAGCAAACAAAGAACAGCAAUAAAACGGGCCCAGAAGGACAAAAGGUGCAGAACCCACCAACUAAAUGACUUGUCAGUGGAUUUGGAGAAAUUAGAUAAGUGCAUUGUUUUUGUCUCUCUGUCAAUUUGCCAACGUGAUUCAUUUCUAGAAUAUUUUAUAAUGGACAGGAGGAGAUAUUAAUCUGACCCCCAUUAAUUUUAUAGCUGCAGAUCAAUCUAUUAAAUGUAUAUUUUAUCCAUGUACAUACAGUAUAUUAAACAUUGUAUUUGAAGGAACAGUCCCACUUUUGCUCAUAGCCGAAAUGGAGAAACAAUGGGGCCAUUUACUAACUGUCUGAUUUUUUUUACCGAUUUGGAUUUUUAGCGGUAAAAGUCUGAAAUUUUUUAAGAAAGAAUUUUUCACCUCAAAACUUUUUAGAGGUUUUCGAUUUUUGACCCUUGUUUUUGUGCGAAAACUCGAAUUUUGUGUUUUCGGGGCGGCAAUUCUAAGUCAAAGUUUCCCGCGUUUAGUAAACGUGGAAAUGAGUUUAGUCACUUUUUUCGAAAUAAAAAAAGGAGAAAUGUUACAGUUUUAGUAAAUGUGCCCCUAAGACAGCAUAGGGAUUCCUCGGAACUAAACACAGUUAAGUAGAGGCAGCCCCAAAGCAGAGAAACGCAGCCAAAUUUUGUGUCCCGACAAAUUUUUCCAGAAUUUUCUGUUUGCUCAUCACUAGUCCCGAUAAACAAGACUAUUGCAGGUAAACAAAGCAAGUGAACAUACAGGGUUACCUUUAUUUUCUUUCAUGUUGAUUGGUUGAGGGAAAAGGAAUGUAUUGUGCCUCACUGAUGCUGAAUAGAGCAAGUAAACACACUGAUGGCACGAUGCCGUUAGGCACAAUCACAAGAAAUGAAUAACGAGAUUACUUAAUGUACCUGCCUGUUUACAAGAGGAUGAUCCAGGAAGCUCUUGAAAAUAAAAACAUCACAACCA